AUGAUCGUACUAUUUUGUCCGUUUAAACGGAAUAGUCCUCGCCACUUGGGACGAUAUGAUAAUGAUGUGGCCGCUCGUAGGGCAGGUCAGAGUAUUCUUUAUGAUCGGUUUGGAGGUCGCCCGCAGCUCCAAUCCGUGUUUAUUGGGUCUAAACGGAAUAGUUCCCGCCACUUGGGACGAUAUGAGAAUGAUGUGGCCGCUCGUGGGGCAGGUCCGAGUGUAAAUGAUCUGUCCUCAAUGACUCGUUUCUGA
Messenger RNA from Ambispora gerdemannii, 252 nucleotides. The record is from the annotation of a GenBank genome assembly. Lineage: Eukaryota; Fungi; Glomeromycota; Glomeromycetes; Archaeosporales; Ambisporaceae.